AUGAGCUUGCUGUUUGGUGAGUGUACUGCUGCCAACCAGAAAUUAGAAGCCCCCAAAUACCUGCGCUGUUACCGAUGCCUCCUGGAAACCAAAGAACAGGGCUGUCCUCUGGGAUCUGACAUCUGCCUCAGCCCAGUUGGCGGUGCCUGCCUUACUCUCCACAUAAGGAACAGCAGCGGUUCUGAUGUGAUGGUGAGCGACUGCCGGAACAAGGAGCAGCUGAGUGACUGCACAAAUACCCGCCCUUCACCUGUUUUUGGCUUCUGGAUAUUUGCUCAAUGCUGCUUUAAGGAUUUCUGCAAUAACCCCGAAAACAGACGACAGCUUCUUCAAUGAUCA
Molecule: messenger RNA, 339 nt
Organism: Ochotona princeps (American pika)
Lineage: Eukaryota; Metazoa; Chordata; Mammalia; Lagomorpha; Ochotonidae
Gene: LY6G5C
Product: lymphocyte antigen 6 family member G5C
Exons: 3
Coding region: 1-336 (111 amino acids)
Cellular component (GO): external side of plasma membrane
Source: RefSeq, a predicted model, not a curated record